GGUCUACCUGUGGUAUAUUUGCGACAAAUGCUGUUGUUUCGUUCACUUAUUUACCGGCAAUCUUAUUUUCGAUUUUUUUCAUCAACUUCAUCAUUAUCAAGAAUGGUGUUUGCCUGUCAGAAAGACUCGUUUCUCAAGGAAUUCAAGACUGAAGUUGUCUCCUGCAAACCAGCUAAACAGAACAAAAAGGAUGAUGUCUUCGAGGUUGUUUUAGAGGACACUAUUUUGUUCCCAGAGGGGGGAGGCCAGCCAGAUGACAAAGGAAUGAUCAAUGGGAUAGAGGUGUUGCAAGUAUUCAGACGAGGAAGACAGGCGGUCCAUGUGCUAUCUCAGCCUAUUGAUGAAGGAGCUCAAGCGAGUCUUGUGCUCGAUUGGGAGAGGCGCUUUGAUCACAUGCAGCAGCAUUCAGGCCAGCAUCUACUAUCAGCUCUUAUUGAAAACAAAUUUGGAUACAAGACUACAUCAUGGGAGCUUGGGCGUGUAAGGUCCCAUAUUGAGCUGGACUGUAAGUGCUUGACCCCAGAUGAAAUAGCAUGCUUAGAAAGCUCUGCUAAUGCUGCAAUAAGAGGGCAUGUUCCUGUCUGUGUACAUGUCUACCCAGAUAAGACUGACCCUGAAUUAGAAGAGGCCCAGACAAGAGGACUGCCAGAUGACCAUAUUGGACCAAUAAGAGUGAUAGAAAUUAAAGGAAUUGAUAAGAAUAUGUGCUGUGGGACACAUGUUGAUAACUUGAGCCAAGUACAGGCAGUAAAGCUAUUUCCUGAUGUUGAUUCCAUGCGAGGAGGAUGUCGUUUGUUUUUCCUUUGUGGCGACAGGGUGUUCAAGCAUUUGGGGAGAGCAAUGGAGAAUGAUAGAGCUUUAUCAAAAUGUUUGAGCUGUGGGCCUGAUGAACACACAACAGCAGUAGAGCGUAUCCAAACUUCACUUAGAUUGGCAAAUAAGUCACUCAAAUCUCAAUUGCGUGAGAUUGCCCACUUGGAGGCAAGCCAAAUCAAGUCAAGUUUGGGUGGACGAACCUUCAUCUACAUACACAGGGAAAAUGGAGACAUGGAUUAUAUCAACACAAUUGUGAAUGAGCUAGGAUCAUUGAGCAUCCCGUUGUUAGUAACUGUUGGCCCAGAUAAAGGUCCUGGCCAGUUCCUUCUGCUGGCCAGUGAAGCUGAGGUCAACGAGCUGGGUCCAAGGCUUUCUGAACUGAUGGAAGGCAAGGGAGGAGGGAAGAAAAAACGAUUCCAAGGCAAAGUAGGCAAUCUGAAACCUAAAACAAGAAAGAGUGUGGAAGAAUUACUGCAACGUUUUACCAGUUUACCUUUGGAUGAGAAGGCCUCAGAAUGAAUCUGUUUCGAGUAUUGUAUUGUACAAAAAUAUGAAAUAAAACAUUGGUCAAAAUAAA
This is a messenger RNA of Nematostella vectensis (starlet sea anemone), 1393 nucleotides long. RefSeq names its product alanyl-tRNA editing protein Aarsd1-like. The record is from RefSeq and is a predicted model, not a curated record. The transcript has 13 exons. Gene Ontology annotation, molecular function: Ser-tRNA(Ala) deacylase activity; ATP binding; aminoacyl-tRNA ligase activity. The coding region runs from base 28 to 1335 and encodes 435 amino acids. Gene Ontology annotation, biological process: tRNA aminoacylation; regulation of translational fidelity. NCBI's taxonomy places the organism in Eukaryota, Metazoa, Cnidaria, Anthozoa, Actiniaria, Edwardsiidae.